AACCCUGGAUGCUCCUAACUCUAACCCUGGAUGCUCCUAACCCUGGAUGCUCCUAACUCUAACCCUGGAUGCUCCUAACCCUAACCCUGGGUUUAUUUUUAAAUCUUCCGUGGCUUUGUGGGGGGGGGGAGUUUAGUUCAACCCGGAUGUGUGGUGAUCAGUGAGGGUGAAGAUAAGAGGUUCCAGGAACAACAUUCUGAGUAUUGGUCUGACAGAGAUGCUGUCCAGUGUGGCAGAGGAGGUGAGGCUGGCUAUCCACAGUGACAUCAGUGGGUCUGAAGUCCUCUACAGCCUUCUCAGCGCCCCCUGGCUACAGUCUCUACUCAAGAUCUACGAGUGUCUGCAAAAGUUCAGAAGGCUUCCACCCAGUCCCUACCUGUCCUAUGCUUCUGGUCUCUCUCACGAGAUCCUGUCCAACAUUAGAGCAGUACCAGCUCCGUCCCCAGAGGCCAGACAGCUCUAUAGUCUAUUGAAGUCCCCCCAUCUACAGGCCCUCCUCUCAGCCCAUGACAUGGUGGCCCAGACGGACUAUGAGCCAGUUCUCCCUCCGCUCCCUGAGGACCUGCCGGAAGACGAGGAGGCCAUGAGGAUCGUCUGUCUGGUCAAGAACAAACAGCCUCUGGGAGCCACGAUAAAGAGGGACGAGGAAACCGGAGAGAUAUUCAUAGCCCGGGUGAUACACGGAGGCCUUGCCGAUCGCAGUGGUCUUCUGCAUCCAGGGGAUCUGCUGGUGGAGGUGAAUGGGAACCCUGUAGAAGGACUGGACCCAGAACAGGUCAUACAGAUACUGGUCCAAUCUCAAGGCACUAUUUUGUUCAAAGUGAUUCCAAACACACCACAAUCAACUAAGACCCAACAGCCAGCCUUGCUGUAUGUGCGGGCCAUGGCAGACUACUGCCCCCUGCAGGACCCAGCCAUCCCCUGUCCUGACGCUGGCAUGGUCUUCAGUAGAGGAGACCUGCUGGAGAUAGUCGACCAGACAGACAUCCACUGGUGGCAGGCUAGGAAGCUUCCCAGUGCCUCAGCCUGCGCCGGCCUCAUCCCCUCCACCAGUCUGCUCAAGAGCAAACAGAGGGAGACAUGGUGGUCACAGCCUUUCCAGGCCCACACCUGCAUCAAGCCCUUGAGUAUAGCUGGUGAUGAGGACGACGUUAAGACCAACAGUGGGAAUGGUGCCAUAGCAGAUGAAGAAGAUUUUGAAUCUGAGGACCUCAGAGAAGUGUAUCCCGAAGAGGCUGAAGAAGGAGCGAUGGGUGGCAUCUACAUCUCGGGAUUCCGGCGGAGUUUCCGUCUGUGGAGGAGGAUGACCCACCGUAAGCGUCGCCAAUCCUGCUACUCCUGUUCUCCCAACACCUCGGCUCUGUCCAGCCCCUAUGAAGAGGUGGUCAGCUACAAGAGACGACCUGACGACCCGCACAGACUGAUCAUCCUCGUAGGUCCUUCUGGUGUCGGGGUGAAUGAACUGAGGAAAAGACUGAUCAAACUCAACCCACACACCUUCCAGGGAGCUGUGCCUCACACAACGCGACCAGCCAGAGAUGGAGAGGUGACUGGCAAAGAAUAUAACUUUGUCACCAAAGAGCUGUUUGAUUACAUGGUGUGCAACCACAGGUUCCUGGAGUACGGUGAAUAUAAAGGCCAUCUAUAUGGGACCAGUAUUGAUGCUGUCAAAGACGUGAUAGACAGUGGAAGGAUGUGUGUUAUUGACACUGAGCCACAUAGCAUCCUGUCCGUGAGGAAUAAGAAGUUCAAGCCUUAUGUCAUCUUUAUAAAGCCUCCCAGUUCAGAACGACUGAGACAGACACGGAGGGAUGCACGCGUCAUCACCAGCUGUGUUGUCAACAGACCUUUUAAAGAUGUUGACUUUGAGGAGAUGGAGGAUGCUGCCAGGUUCAUGGAGGGGAAGUACGGUCAGUACUUUGACCGCGUCAUAGUCAACGAGGAGCUGCAGGAUGCCUGUAUGAAGCUGUUCAAUACCAUACAGCUGGCUCAGGAGGGACCACAUUGGAUACCUGCCGCAUGGCUCAGUACUGAGGACUAGAGAAA
Messenger RNA from Oncorhynchus gorbuscha (pink salmon), 2046 nucleotides. RefSeq names its product MAGUK p55 scaffold protein 4a (gene mpp4a). Lineage: Eukaryota; Metazoa; Chordata; Actinopteri; Salmoniformes; Salmonidae. Gene Ontology annotation, cellular component: plasma membrane; adherens junction. The record is from RefSeq and is a predicted model, not a curated record. Bases 218 to 2041 code for a protein of 607 amino acids. Gene Ontology annotation, molecular function: protein binding. The transcript is spliced from 21 exons.